ACGCGGCCUCAUGGUGACAGCAACGCCGACCCACGCGGCCAACGAGAAGCGCAAGCGCCUGGACGCCUACCACACGCUUGAGGACGAGGGCUUCUCGUACCUUGGCGACAACUCGUACAUCCACCACGGCUACCGGCUGCACUACUCGAUCAAGGAAAGCUUUCUCUCGCUCUUUGAGCUCCACAACGAGACGAUGAACGUCUGGACGCACCUCAUCGGGUCGAUCGUCUUCUGGAGCCUCCUCAUCUCUGUGUGCCUCCAGGUCGAGGUCGACCGUGCGCCCGUGCUGCACCCCCACGCAGCCACGGUCUCGAGUUUGCCCUUUCUGCACGGCGGGCAGCACACGCAGCGACUCUUCACGGCGCAGACCGCGCCAUCCAGCAGCGAGCGCCUCGUCAUGGAGAGCUUGAGCUUGAACGGGUCGCCGCGCGAGUGCAUCGAGGCCGCGAGCGGGCUUCUCUUUGCUGAGAGCACGUUUACGACACUGUCGACGCUCACCCACGACGACGCCAACCACAUUGCGCAGCUGCAGCGGGACAUGCGCCUUCUCGAGCACGAGCUGCUCGAGCUCAUGGAGCACGCAUGGGUCAACCGCCACCUCUCAGUGAACUUGCUCGCGCUCCAGCACAGCCUCUCGGACCGGAUCCACAAGCUCCAAUCGCACUUGUCGCCGAGCGUGCACCGGUCGCUGCUUCAAGGCUUGAAUCACUUGGACGAAGCGCUUGGUCACCUCGAGAACGAGCUCGGACACCAAGUGCCGACGUGGCCGAUGGCAGUCUUCAUUGCGAGUGCGAUCGUGUGCCUCUCGUGCUCGGCGACGUUCCACUUGCUUUACGUGGUGAACCGGCAAAUCUACUUUUUCCUCAGCCGCAUGGACUACGCCGGCAUCGCGGUCCUCAUUGCUGGGUCAUUCUACCCACUCAUCUACUACUCAUUCUACUGCCACCCGCUGCUUCGAACCUUUUACCUCACCACCAUCUCGGUGCUCGCGGGCGCCACCUUUGCCAUGUCGCUCAUCCCCAAGUUUAGCACGCUCGAAUACCUCUACAUCCGGACGUGCAUCUUCAUCGGACUCGGACUCUUUGGCAUCAUCCCGGUCACGCACCUCUGCCUCAUGUUUGGUGUCUACGACGAGCACGUGACCGUCGUCCUCGGACCGCUGCUGCUCAUGGCCUUUCUGUACAUUUUUGGCGCGUUCAUUUACUCGAUUCGGUUCCCCGAGCGCUUGUACCCGGGUGGCUUUGACGUCUGGGGUGGGUCGCACCAAGUGUGGCAUUGCUUUGUCGUCGCCGCCGCCCUCGUGCACUACUUCAACGUUACCCAGCAAUACGAGUGGCGCUGGAACCACACCUGCCCCGCGCCGUGAAAGGACCUGCGGACGUGUUUUGAUAUUUCAAAUGACUUUGUACACAUUCUACCUAUUGUCG
Messenger RNA from Saprolegnia parasitica CBS 223.65, 1427 nucleotides. RefSeq lists its product as hypothetical. The transcript has a single exon. Gene Ontology annotation, molecular function: signaling receptor activity. The record is from RefSeq and is a predicted model, not a curated record. The coding region runs from base 11 to 1366 and encodes 451 amino acids. NCBI's taxonomy places the organism in Eukaryota, Oomycota, Saprolegniomycetes, Saprolegniales, Saprolegniaceae. Gene Ontology annotation, cellular component: membrane.